This is a messenger RNA of Echinostoma caproni, 1605 nucleotides long. The record is from the annotation of a GenBank genome assembly. NCBI's taxonomy places the organism in Eukaryota, Metazoa, Platyhelminthes, Trematoda, Plagiorchiida, Echinostomatidae.
AUGGUGUAUUGGAUCCUCUGCACCCUCUGUCUGAUGCUGUGUCAUGCCCAUGCGACCACGUUAUCCAACUUGAGCCUUUUCCCGUCACCACCGAUAGACAACAAUCAUGCACUUCAAGAGCUACUUCUGACACGAGAAGAACGUCACGCCCCAAUACCUCCUGGGGAUGAUCAAUCGACAGCUGGUGGUAGCGCUACCACAUUAGCUUUUAUCGAAGUGAUCGUGAAACGUACAGUGAACCAGUACAUGAAAGUGAUUCGCACUCAGCCGGACUGGUUCGAAAGAUUAUUACAAUUGGUACGCGAAGAGUUAAACAUUCGUUCGAAAUAUAAUUGUUCCACCGAUGCGUGUAUUUACAAAAUACAAUUAUUUACACAUUAUUUACAUUCACAUUUAAUGGGAUCCAGAGGACGUGCAAGAAAACGCGUCCGCCGGUCAGCGGAAUUCCAGCCACCCAGUGAGGCUGAAUUCAUUCAACCAUCCCAGUUGUCGGAAAACAUACCAGAGGCACCAAUCCCAGUGGACACUCAGGAGGAUGAUAAACCAGCUGAGAGUUCCAUUCCCGCUACUGAUCCUGCCCCGUCAAUUGUUAUGGCGGAGCCAACAGUUUUGCCGGAUGUGGUAGAUCCAGUUCUCCCCGUUGAUGAUGCACUACGGUUACCGGAGAUCAUCCCUACAUCUAAAUCACAGAACAAUUCGGUCGCAAGAGAGACCCUCAUCCAUGUGGUGGAGAACGACAGUAGUCGGCCUCAGGCCUCGCAUUUUGGCACUCCAGACAAGAUCAACAUGGUCCGUGUCAGUCAGGAGGUCCUAUCCGAGGCACUUUCUAAGCAGCAGCAGCAACAACAACAACAACAAAAACAGGAUCUGAGUCAGGCGAAUGCAGAAAAUGCAGUCAACAUGGAUGCAAAUCCCUCUUUACCAUCUGACGUACACAGUUCGGAAAUAUUACUAGAGAACCAAAUAAAUGACGCAAACUCAGCUGAUUCAGCGUCUUUAGAUGAAGAUAAGGAAUCAUCUCUGCUGAAUGCUGAAGAUUCUUCAAUAGAAUCUGUGAUUUCUAAUGAGGAUGAUGGAGUAGAAGAAGUGGUAGACGAAGAAACUAUUCCUCGGCAAACUGAAGAACCAAUCCUGACUGUAUUGACAACCGAUUCGGCGGCUACGGAAGCUGUGCUACAAACGGAGAUACCUGUCGCACCGGAUAUUGAUUCCGCCUCGUUAGAUCAUCGAUCCAAUGAAGCCGAUCUGUCCAGUCUCUCUUGGAAUCCGGGGCUAGAAUCGGAUUCGAAUUCCCCUCUUCAUCUCGACAUGUCAGUUCAUGCAAUCCCGUUUGGACAAAAUGAAUUUGUUGGCAAACCGUACGAGAAUUGCACUGGAAGAUUUGAAAACUACUGUUACAACGCACUCAAAUGUGUCUAUAUUAGUGUGCUUGAGACCGCAGCGUGUUAUUGUAGAACCGGUUAUACCGGAGUGCGAUGUGACAUGUUCAAUCUACCCCAAACGCUGGAUAUUCUCAAAUCAUUCAAAGAAGAAAUUAUCGAUGUGCCCUCAUUGCACCAAACUAACGCGAUCACACUGUACAGUGUGGUGGAAGCGACCGCGUAA